Molecule: messenger RNA, 1467 nt
Organism: Eimeria necatrix
Lineage: Eukaryota; Apicomplexa; Conoidasida; Eucoccidiorida; Eimeriidae
Exons: 6
Coding region: 1-1467 (488 amino acids)
Source: RefSeq, a predicted model, not a curated record
AUGGCUUCACGAAAACGGCAACAAAUCGUGGAACUUAGGAAGUGGGCAUCAGAGAAAGCUGCUUCAUUUAAUCGGCGUGUUGCCGUGCUGUCGCAAAUGCGCGAGGAGCUCCUCAGGCUAUCCUACAGUGUCUUGCACGGAGUGAAAGAGGCUUUGCAGGCAGCUAAGCUGGAGAAUUCUCCCGUGUUUUUCCAAGCUAAGGCUUUAGUUCAGGUGGUAGAGAAAGCUAUUGCUCAAGAACGAUCCAACGAGUCACUAUGGAUCAUCAACAAAGCACAACUAAUGUAUCUUCUUGUGUGGCACAGCGAUUCGUUAGAAGGACGACUUCAAGAUCUGAAAAACAGCGGGGCGCUGUUCGAGACAGAUGCCACGAAGGCAGAGUGUGACGAACUGAUUGCUGCACUUGCUGAGGCCCGUCGGCGUCCCGACGGCUUCGCUAUCUCAUUCGAACACUUGCGUCAAACUGCGUUAGCACCAAUUUUCGAAUCAAAGAAAGCCAAGCUCGAAGCACAUGCCUACGGCUUUGUUGUGUCUGAUGCAAAGCUCAAUACAAAUACAGGUGGAAGUGGUAUUAGCAGCAAGGAGUCCAAUCUCAGGAAGCAGCUUAUGAGCCUCAUAGACAUCCUCAGGGAAUGCGAAUUGGCCCAAAACUUCAGUACCGACACAGCAUACACUUUGCAAGAAUAUUCGAUGAGCUACGAGCCAUACUACAUAGAUAAAUCAACCAACCCCCAGUCAUGGCCUUCAGAGAAGAACAGCUGGGCAGCACUUCAGCGUAUGCAGGUCCAACAUCAAGCGGGCGGAUCCAUUGAGACAGUCAAGUACGCUCUCUCAGCAUUCGACAACGAGCUCCGCGGGCUGCUGAAGGACCGGACAGCGAUAAACCAGCAGCUGCUACUUGCUCGCCUAAAGCAGUUACCAAAGCGAAAGCGCAGGUUCUUCCAGCAGACACUCGAUGAAGCUAUCGCACUCUUUUCUCAGGAGCAGUUCCAAGAGUUGUCAGUUAUUGAGUCAAUGGAGGCCCGAUGUGUGAAGCUCCAGCAAGACCUCUCAACCGAACGGGACGAAUGUCAACAGGUGGAAGGUCGCCUUGAAAGUCUUGAUGCCUCAAUAACUGAAAGGAAACAGGCGAUAGAGAGCUGUCACGUGAUGCAUAGAAGUGCCAAGCCACCUGCGGGCUCAUCUGGAGGAGAUGCGGAGUCCAGCGACCUUGAAGGUGUGGACCCUGCAAUUUCAGCCAUCUUCUUUGCACCUUGCUCGCAAAAACGCCCUUUAGCUUCUGAAGAAACCAAAAAAGCUAUUAGGGACUUAAGUGAGGAAUACAACGCGCGCAACGGUUACGUUGCGAAUGCAGACGAGGUAGAUGAGGCAGAGCCCUUGCAGGGGGACUCUGCGGAUGUUGAAGAAGAUGUUUGCCCUUUGGGGUGCGACAUGGCAGUGUACGAGGCAAUUUUGGAGCUACGGUGA